GUCGCCACAAAGCGAUUCCCUGUGCUCCGUGUGUUCCGCGCGAUUAUCAAGCUACCGAGUGCCGCUCGGUUCGUCCUCGCGUCCCGCCGACGCGUUAUCGCGACACGUGCUUCCGGCCGAUUCGUAGAAAACCACGGACCGUUCGUUUAACAACAGUUUUCCGUAUCGAGGAAAGAGAACGGACCUCAUCUGCGCGCGCUAAUUGCGGAUUUAUUGCUCCGCCAGAUAAGCGAGGAUCAGGGUUGUUUAAAAGUGAGGGAGAGUGUGGCGUGUUCUGGUGUUGUUGGUUUUAGGGGAGGAAGUUCAUCGAGAUUGUGCUUUUUUUAUUAUUUCGUCGAAGUUGGAGAUCAAGGUGGUGGGAAAGUUUGUUUGGAAAACUGUGAGGGGUGUCUCUUAAGAACCGCGCGCAGCGUGCGGCCAGCUCUCGCGAGACUAGCGCGUCACUGAUCGGCCUCUUGAUCCAAUCGGUCGCGCGGCUCUUCUCGCCGAGCGGACUUUCACUCAGCGUCCGUUGAUCAGCGGCGCCCGAACGAGCAGGCAAAGCGGAAGGCAGAAGAGACGCAAGACAGGAGAUAGGCCGCGAUCCGCGCGAAGUGAAGGAAGGAGCGAGUCAACGACGACGAAGACAACGACGACGACGAGCGCGACGAGGAGUGGCCGAGAAGAAGAAGAGCAAAUUGGUGCUCCCGGUAGCAGGGGCCCAUGAACACCAUGGAGGAGAAGCUGCGUAGCGUGACGAAACGCGCCAGCAGACACGGUCCGCGUGGAACGGGGCCAGUUGCCUCCGAUUGGUCGACCAGCUCUGGGUCCGCUGGUGGAGCCAGGGGCCCGGCCCCAGCUACUCCUUCCACCUCUCAGGCUGGCGGUUCUACGUUCAACCGGCCCCAGGAGACGACGGGUCCGACUAGGCGGCAGUCCUCGCGCGACAGCAUCGACUCGACCUGCCAACAGGCCCCACCCGAACACGGCGAGCUCCUUUUCAAGGUGAUGCUACUUGGUGACAGUGGUGUCGGGAAAACCUGCCUCCUAACACGAUUUAGAGACGGCAGAUUCCUGUCUGGCAACUAUAUAACCACCGUGGGCAUUGAUUUUAGGAAUAAAGUAGUCGUCGUCGACGAUACGUCUAUCAAACUUCAAAUAUGGGACACGGCCGGGCAAGAAAGAUUUCGAAGCGUGACGCAUGCUUAUUACAGAGACGCUCAUGCUCUUUUAUUGCUGUACGACGUGACGAAUAAGACGAGUUACGACAACAUCAGAGCCUGGCUGAGCGAAAUCCGGGAACACGCGAACGAGGACGUGGUCAUCAUGUUGUUGGGCAACAAGUCUGACUGUGGAACGGAACGAGUAGUGAAGAGGGAAGACGGAGAACGAUUGGCACAAGAGUACAAAGUUCCCUUUAUGGAAACCUCAGCUAAAACUGGCCUGAACGUCGAAUUGGCCUUCUUGGCCGUUGCUAGAGACCUAAAGGCGAGGAAGAGCAACGACCCGGACGACACGAAAUUCAAUGUACAAGACUAUGUUCGUCAGCAGUCGCAACGUAAUUCCUGCUUCAAUUCCAAUUGCCUGACUACCUGAAUUGCGCAGUAAUUCUGCGCACACACUUCCCUGCGAUAGAUUCAGACGAAUGGUGGAACAUGGACCGGAACUGGUUGGCCAUAAAAAUGGCGCGAAACUAUCGUGGGCGUUCAACAAUUCGUCCCUUAUGAUUCAUAACUGAUAAUCAUUGAAACGUUACCUCGUUGCAGAUGUUAUUCGUAAAAUGAGACGAAUUUUCGUAACUUUGCACAAUUCGUUCACGGGAGCUUGUUGUUCGAAUGAAUUGACUCUCAAACGAGAUCGAACAAAAUUGAAAGAAAUCGAAAGAAAACGCACUAAUGAGAUCGAAAAUAUAAUUUUUUAUUUUUACUGAAAAGAGAUUUCAAAAAAUGUCGAAACAAUGUUUCUGUUCCACCAGAAGAGUACCUUUAUCGAGGCAUAAACGAAAAAAAUGUAGAUGGAUAGAAAGCUGAUAUUUUUCAAAGAGACCGAAUAGGAAACUCUUGUUGACGAUACGUGUAUAGAAAUUUAUUUAUCGAUGGUUAAUCCUAUACUGUACAUUAAUGUGAAUAGCUGAUUCGGGACAAAGGUCCGCGAAAUACAUAGAUUUAGGGAAUCUCUUGAUGGUUCUAAUUUGUGCACUGUAUAUGAUCGUUACGGUAUUAAUAAAAAGAGGGGGAAGGAGGAGAAAAAAAUAUUUAAAAUGAAAUUGUAUUCAAAACGUGGUAUCGAUAAAUUAACGAGAUGUUCACGUGGAAGCUCACCAUGUACCAAGUAGAUUUGCGGUUUUAGAGUGGCCGUCGUGUAGAAGAGCUUUUCGAAAAUAUACCAUAGCUGCCAUAUAUACAACACGUUUUAGAAAAGAACGCUCAAUAAUAUUUUGUUCGAAAGCGUAUUCUCGUAGUUUUCAAGUACGAGUGAUUGAAGCUUUUCAAUCGAUGCUACAUGUAUAUGUAGAAACAUAUUCAUAAGUCUUUUAAUCUUUAUAAUCAUUUAGAUUGAUGAAACUCUUUAGAAAGUUUUGCAUAAUUGUAUUUUGUUUUGAAACUUUAUCCUGUAUCGAUUCGUUUUGCAAUUAAAUAAAGCUCGUGUGUGUAUAA
Messenger RNA from Bombus pascuorum, 2636 nucleotides. RefSeq names its product ras-related protein Rab-37 (gene Rab26). The record is from RefSeq and is a predicted model, not a curated record. Gene Ontology annotation, molecular function: GTP binding; GTPase activity. Lineage: Eukaryota; Metazoa; Arthropoda; Insecta; Hymenoptera; Apidae. Gene Ontology annotation, cellular component: endosome; Golgi apparatus. The transcript has 8 exons. Bases 703 to 1575 code for a protein of 290 amino acids.